Molecule: messenger RNA, 1470 nt
Organism: Penicillium soppii
Lineage: Eukaryota; Fungi; Ascomycota; Eurotiomycetes; Eurotiales; Aspergillaceae
Product: putative MFS transporter
Exons: 6
Coding region: 1-1470 (489 amino acids)
Biological process (GO): transmembrane transport
Molecular function (GO): transmembrane transporter activity
Source: RefSeq, a predicted model, not a curated record
AUGUCGAUAGAUCCUAGGGCAACCCGGCUAACAAUUCGGCAGCUCUUCCCUAAGCGGGUGACCUAUAGUGCUCUGCUUACUGUCAAUCUAUAUGUUUUCAUGGGCAACAUGUACUCGUCUGGCCUUGCCGUCGGCUUCGAGGCAUUGGCUGCUGACUUGCACAUGCCUUUUGCUACCCUGGCAGAGUUGGUUAGUUACUCCGUGUUAGCAAUGGGGUUAUCCAACUUGAUUUGGAUGCCCCUAGCUCUGACCUUUGGAAAGCGCCCCAUUGUGGUGAUUUCCAUGGCGAUGUUUUUGGGCGGAAUAAUCUGGAGCGCAGUUGCGAAGGAUUACAACAGCCUACUUGCAUCACGAGUGUUUGCUAGUUUUGGAUACGGCGCAAUCGAGUCUCUUGGGCCAAGCAUUCUUGCCGACCUAUUCUACGAGCGCAACUACUCUAGCGCAAUGGCAGUCUACGCCGCCUUCCUCUCUGGCGGUUCUCAAAUCGGCCCUGUCAUUGCAGGCUAUUUGAUCCAAGCCAAAGGAUGGAGAUGGUUUUUCAUCCUCUGCGCCAUCAUUGCCGCUGUGAACCUUGUCACCACAAUCUUCCUCCUUCCCGAAACCCUAUAUGAAGUCGAGCCUGAACUCGAAAUCGUCAACGACAUCGAGAAAGAUGUCGCCAGCCACGUUGAGACCGUCACACGUAGCGAGACUCGCACCGAGGCGCGUGCCAAGAUGGAUUAUGCGACCUACUGGAAGGAUCUUUGGUCAUUCAAAAUUUCCAAGGAAGCGCAGGAAAAGGGGAUCUUCAGGCACUUUGCCUAUCAAUUUGUUCUCCCAUUCCCGCUUCUCUUGGUUCCUGGGGUCCUGAUUGCCUCUGCUAUGUAUGGCGUUAUUCUUGGAGCUGUUGUUAUUAUCUCCACCAUCGCACCCGACGUGUUUGCUCCGCCUCCCUACCUCUUCUCAUCUGCCGACCUCGGCCUCUUCACAUUCAGCAGCUUCAUCGGCAUUGUGGUCGCUUGGCCAAUUGCCGGUCCAUUGACCGAUCGCUUAUCCCGCUGGCUGCGUAUACGCAAUGAUGGUGUUCACAAACCCGAGCACCGUCUUCCCGCCCUCGUCCUCCCAUUCCUGAUUUGCCCCGUGGGUCUGAUUGUUUUCGGAUACACCGUGGCCAGGCAACAGCAUUACGUUCGUCCUGCCGUUGGCGCAGCAAUUUGCGCCGCGGGACUCACACUCGUGCCUUCUGUCAUGCUGUCCUACGUUGUGGAUGCAUACCCGCGCACGAGUGGUGAGGCACUGGUGCUGGUCAACGCAUCCAAGAAUGUGGUUGCCUUUGGUCUUGCCAAGGGGGCUUAUGCCUGGAUGACAAUGGAAGGCAUUGACAAGAUGUUCUACGAGUUUGCAGGUAUUGAGUGGGCUGUUUUGUUCCUAGCUCUGCCGCUGUACAUAUUCGGGCCCUGGAUUCGGCGCCGGACUGAGAGGUGGUUCUAA